AUGGUUGGGAAUUAUAAUCUGAAAACUGAGGAUUUGAAUUUGUGGUUUGAGAAUCUUAUGAUGGUUGCUGGUGGUGAGAAAGGAGGGAAUAUGAAGGUUGGUGUGAUUACUGAAUGGAAAGAUAUUCCUGUGGAGCUUUUGAUGCAAAUUUUGUCACUUGUGGAUGAUCAGACGGUGAUUAGAGCUUCUGGUGUUUGUCGUGGUUGGAGAGAUUCUAUUUACUUUGGACUUGCUCGUUUAUCUCUCUCUUGGUGUAACAAGAACAUGAACAAUUUGGUCAUAUCUCUUGUUCCAAAGUUUGCGAAAUUGCAAACUCUAAUCCUUCGUCAAGAUAAGCCACAACUAGAGGAUGAUGCUGUUAGGACUAUUGCAAAUUUCUGUCAUGACCUGCAGAUUCUUGAUCUCAGCAAAAGUUUCAAGCUCACGGAUGCAUCACUGUAUGCUAUAGCGCAUGGUUGUCGCGAUCUUACAAAACUAAACAUCAGUGCAUGUUCAGCAUUUAGUGACAAUGUUUUGGCCUACCUUGCUGGUUUCUGUAGAAAACUCAAAGUUCUAAAUCUAUGUGGAUGUGUUAGAGCAGCUUCUGAUACUGCACUUCAGGCUAUUGGACACUACUGCAAUCAGCUACAAUCUUUGAACCUUGGAUGGUGUGAGGAGGUUAGUGAUGUUGGAGUAAUGAGUUUAGCAUAUGGUUGUCCUGAUCUAAGAACAGUUGACUUGUGUGGCUGUGUCAAGAUUACAGAUGAUAGUGUGAUUGCUUUGGCAAACAGGUGCCCUCACCUGAGAUCCCUUGGACUGUACUUCUGCAAGAACAUAACAGACAAUGCAAUGUAUUCCUUAGCACAAAGCAAAGUGAAGAACAGGAUGUGGGGAGCUGUGAAAGGAGGAAAUGAAGAGGAUGGACUUAGAAAUUUGAACAUUAGUCAGUGCACUUCACUCACUCCUUCUGCUGUUCAGGCGGUUUGUGACUCAUCCCCUGCACUCCACACAUGCUCUGGGAGACACUCACUCAUCAUGAGUGGUUGUCUCAAUUUGACUUCUGUCCAUUGUGCUUGUGCUAUCCACGCACACCGUGGAAUCAACACCUUCCCUCAUACUGCUCAUUAA
Messenger RNA from Lathyrus sativus (Indian pea), 1107 nucleotides. NCBI's taxonomy places the organism in Eukaryota, Viridiplantae, Streptophyta, Magnoliopsida, Fabales, Fabaceae. The record is from the annotation of a GenBank genome assembly.